AACUUAAACGCAAAAUUUAAUCAAGUAGAUAGAACACAUAAAAUUACUUCUUCAUUACCACCGUACCUAUCGGUAUAAAAAAAUAUUUAUCCAAAUCGACAACGAAAUAUCGGCAAUUAUUGUUAAAAAUCAGCCCAAUAAACCGUCACAAUUACUAUAUUAAUAAAAAAUUAUUAUCGAUUAAAUAAUCCCUAGUGGGCUCAGUGCAUCGGAGAGGGGAAAUCGAAUAAUCGACUAGAGGAUACUCGGUAAAGACACAAUCCAACAUGUCGGUGCUACUCGAAGCCAGGCCUUACAGGCCUUUCAAAUCAUCCGAAGAGUACCUGGUAGCGAUGAAAGAAGACUUGGCCGAGUGGCUCAAUGCUCUUUAUCCCGAACUCAGAGUCAACUUGGACAAUUUUAUGGACCGACUGGACACCGGCGUUGCUCUAUGCAAGCAUGCCAACAACGUGCGAAAGUCAGCAUCUGACUACGUGGCGAGACGCCAGGCACGCAAAUCAAUGACUCGAUCGAUGACGUCCUCCUUGGCUAUGCCAAUGAGCCAUUUAAGCGACGUCGCAUUUCUGCCAAACGCAAAAGCCGGGACUUUUUUCGCCCGCGAUAACGUUUCAAAUUUCAUAUCCUGGUGCAGAAACAGCCUCGGGAUUAUCGAGUGCCUUUUGUUCGAAACCGACGAUCUGAUUAUGCGGAAAAACGAACGACACGUUAUUCUAUGUCUGCUUGAGGUUGCGAGACGCGGUGCUAAGUUCGGCAUGCUUGCUCCUAUGCUUGUGCAAAUGGAGAGGCAAAUUGAUCGCGAAAUAGCAGCCGAAAACAAGGCUGCUAACGGGGCAAACGGGGCCAACAACGAGGAGAGCGACGACGACGACUACGAGGAGAUGCACGAGGAGCAACCCUGUCUCAUCUACGGACCUCAGCCCCAGAUCGUAACGAACGACCUGAAGAGCCUCGACGAGAUGGUGCGCGAUUUGGUCGAGCGAUGCAACUGUCCAACCCAAUUUCCGAUGAUCCGAGUCUCCGAAGGAAAGUACAGGAUCGGUGACACGAAGGUGUUGAUCUUCGUCCGCAUACUACGGAAUCACGUGAUGGUCCGCGUCGGCGGAGGGUGGGACACCCUGAGCCAUUAUCUUGACAAGCACGACCCUUGCCGGUGUCGCAGCUCCCACCGUUCAACCAUCUCGGCAAAAUUGAUCCAGAAGGCGGGUGGAUCGUUUGAUCUUGGAAGCGCGCAGGUGCACUACGAACGAUCACCUCCAAGAACCCGUCGCAGCUCGGCAUCAAGCGUUGGUUCCUGUGCGGGAGCCGGAUUGCAAAAUCAGAGUCCGCAGCACCAACCGACGUCCUUGCAGACGAACAGGACCUUGUCAGCAAACCGAUCUCGUUCCCCGACUCCGCAUCACGUGCAGCACAAGCAUCUCGGCGAGGAGUUGAAGAAGUCGUCGAGUCGAUCGCGGAGCCCGACGCCUCAGCGAAAGUUUUUGGGAAGCCCCGGUCACCUCGGAAGCGAAUUGAACAAGCAGAGGUCGAGGUCGCCGACGCCGAAGAUGAGCUCCAGGUCCAGGAGCCCGACCCCGAAGGUCGAUAACUCGAGGAUCGGGACUUCCGGUCUCGAUCCGACCCGGAAGGCGCUCAACGAGGAGAUCAGACAGAUCAAGUACGACGGACGCUCUCAGAUGUACCACAGCAGAAAUCAGGAUAGCUAUCAGGAUCCUAAAAAAGAUCUACAUCAAGAGAUCCGGGCGAAGGUACCGCUUUCGGAGGAAUUUUCGAAACGUUACGUCGUCGAGGGUGGCGUAGCUCGUCGGGCCUCCUCUCACGACGACACCCCGAGGUACGAGCCCUCGAUAUUCAACUACAAAUGUCACGAAGACUCGUCGAGCAGAAGCCCGACUCCGAGUCCACCGGGUGUGAUAAAGGAAGAAACGACCGGCGAGAGGUUCGCCAAGGAUGUUGUUCACUACGCCAAGUCACCUCAGGGCGACGGCGAACAUUCGGACAAUGGAAGCGAAGUAUCUGACGAAGGCUAUCGGAGUCUCGGUGCCGUCCAGCCGGCAUCCGCGAAUUCCACUUCCGGUUGCAGCACGCAGGCAUCGCCUACGGUUGUUGACUAUCAAAAGCAACCCACAAUUGAGAAAUCUUGCGUGGAGACGGAAACGAUCGAGACGGGUCUACGGAAGACGCGAAUCGGUCCGUCGAGUCCUUUGCGAGCAUCGCCAGCGAGGAGCGUGACGUCUUCGUCGGGAGACAGGACGCCGAGGGCGGGGUCGAUAGUACGGGAGAACAGCAACGUGUCGAGAGCAUCGUCGGGAAGCAGGACUCCGCGUGAGGAGAAUUCGAGUCCAGAGGGAAGCCCGUUGAAGCGAGGAUCCGGGGUUAGAACGAGCCAGAGGAAGCCCCCGACGGGGAGCCUGAGCAAGGCGACGUCGGGCGUGCCGAGGUUGAGUCAGUUGAAUUUCCAGGCCGGAAGUAACACCUGGAACGGAAGACAAGCGCGGAAGAGACCGAGCAUCCAGGCCGACACGUUCGCGGCGCCGAACGCGAACGGAAACGGAAACGGCCAGACGUCGACGUCGGCGACGACGGCGUUCGCGAGAAAAUCCCCGGCCAGACAGAGCCUCCCGAGGCCCGCGGGGACCGGAAGUAGCCCCCAAUACGACCGUAAUGGCCGGCGGAUAAAGCCCUCUUCCGCCUCGCUUCAGUCCUCGCCGACGAAGGUGGCGAAUCCUCUGCUCGAGCAGAUUCUACAAAAGGUCGGGCACCUCCAGGACGAGAAACAGGUCGUGCAGAAGCUCCAGGACUUCCUGAGAGACUAUCAGGGCAACGGGAGCGGCGGUAGCACCGACGGCGAUCCGACCCUCGACUUCACCAAGGCCUGGGUCGACGGCAAUGGCACCGUUGCUCUACCUCAGGAGCAACUUCCCGUAGCCGCGAGCCCCAGGAAAGACCCGAAGGCCGCCUCGGAACGCGGCGGCUUCUCCAGGAUACCGGCGCCGGUUUACAAGAGGCCGAUGUCCGUGGCUUCGGACAGUAUGUGAGUCUGAUAAUCAAUCGCUCGCUAACAAUAAGCUUUGGUUCCAGUCGAGGAACGGACGGACGAAUGGACGGACUGAAUCCAACCGUUCCUAUAAAUUAUCCAAGGUACGCAUUUUACGUGUAUCCCCGGUCUACCGCAGUAGCGAGUAGCAGGUCGAGUAAUUACACGUUUAGUGCAUUUUUGCUGGAUUUUCAUUUUGUAACGAUUGUAGAGAGUGAGUGAAAGAGAGAGAGAGAGAGAGAGAGAGAGAGAGAGAGAGAGAGAGGAUAUUAUUCUUGUUAUAUUAUGGGAGAGCAGCAGCAGCAGCAGCGUAUAUUAUUGUAACAUUAUAUACAUUGUAUAAGUUUUAAAUGUUAUAUGAGUAUAGUUUAAAAUAUGUUGAAUGAAUUUUUUCUAUCUUCUGUUGCGGCUUCCAAAUCAAUAUCAGCUUUUUAUAGACCGUGUAGGUAUACGUAUAAUGCACGAUUGGUUCGUUAGAACAGCCUAAUAUUGUAAUAUUAUUGCGCGAUACGUGUAACAUUUGCUAAAAUGACCUACUUACGAUAUUACGAUCAGAUGAAGAAGGGGAGGCAAAUUUUUUACGUUGAAUUCCUGUUAUAUUCGGGGUAUAAUCGAAUGGUUUUUAUAAUUCAUUGAAUAUUAUAUUUGCAAAUUAUUUAUUUAUAUUAUAUAUAUAUUACAUAGUAUAUCGAUUGUAUUUAUUAAAAGAAUAACAAGUGAGUUUAUUUACGCGUUACAACGUAUAUACAUACUUAUAUCGUAUACGUUCUCUUUGCGCGUGUUUUGCGGGCUAUUGAGAAAUAAAGUGAAGCGUAGGUGAAAGAAAAUAAGUAGACCGAACGCGUAAAAAGGUGAAGAGAAAUGAAAAAUGAGAAAAAAUACAAAUAUAAAACAAAACUGAGAAAAAAAAAAAUUUAUUAUUAUAAUCCGACUACUCAAAUAGACUGGAUAUAAUAGCGUAUCAUCAUUCCAAUAUUGAAAUGUGUUUUUAUACCAAAAGUAACCGUAGAGAAAGAAGAA
Molecule: messenger RNA, 4054 nt
Organism: Diprion similis
Lineage: Eukaryota; Metazoa; Arthropoda; Insecta; Hymenoptera; Diprionidae
Product: GAS2-like protein pickled eggs
Exons: 8
Coding region: 267-3035 (922 amino acids)
Biological process (GO): protein localization to microtubule plus-end; microtubule bundle formation; regulation of microtubule polymerization or depolymerization
Cellular component (GO): actin filament; cytoplasm; stress fiber
Molecular function (GO): actin filament binding; microtubule binding; cytoskeletal adaptor activity
Source: RefSeq, a predicted model, not a curated record